Messenger RNA from Thelazia callipaeda (thelaziosis nematode), 1041 nucleotides. The record is from the annotation of a GenBank genome assembly. Lineage: Eukaryota; Metazoa; Nematoda; Chromadorea; Rhabditida; Thelaziidae.
AUGCAUGGAAUCUGGGAACAGGCUGCUAACAUAAUUGCAGCUAGCAAACCAUAUUUUUGUUAUCUGUCAUUACUUAUUGGUUUUUAUGCUGCUAAAUGUUUUCUUUGUUCAUUAGUACCGGGGCCACAACAUCGAUCAAAACUCAACUUACGGAAUCGUACUGUAUUAAUCACUGGUGCUAGUUCAGGUCUCGGGAGAGAAUUAGCUUUUUGUUUUUACCGAAGAGGAGCAAAAUUAAUUUUAACAGCACGAAGUAUUGAUAAACUGAAAGGACUCUGCCAAGAGUUGAAAUCAUUACCGGGUGUAGAUAAUGGUAAUGAACCAGUUUAUAAAUAUUUGGAUGUCAGUGAGCCGAAUGGUGUCGUAGAACUUGUCUCGGUUGCCAACAACAACAAAAUUGAUGUUUUGGUCAACAAUGCUGGUUUAAGUAUGCGAGGAAGUUGCAGGAAUACAACUAUGAAUGUUCAUAGACAAGUAAUGGAGGUAAAUUACUUUGGCCAUGUAGCCGUAACUAGUGCACUACUGGAUUAUAUUCCGGAAGAUGGGGCAAUAGUGUAUAUAAGCAGUUUACAGGGCCGCAUUGCUGUGCCAUUUCGAAGCUCGUAUUCCGCUAGUAAACAUGCUGCACAGGCAUUUUUUGAUUGCUUACGGACCGAAGAACGUUUUAACACACAGAUUCUUGUUGUAAGCGCAGCUUACAUCAACACUGGUUUUGGCCAUAAUGCACUUAAAACAGAUGGUACACCAAUGAAUAUUGAUGAUUCGAAUCAAUUGAAAGGCUUUCAUCCAAAUUAUGCAGCUGAAUGUAUUGUGAAUGCACUAGUAAAUCGAAAAACGGAAUUGCUGUGUGAUUCUCGGGGUUACAUUAAAUUCAAUCGACCUAGGUUGCAGCGUGAUUUUGAACGAAUACGAAAGGGUCUAGAACGUGUAACUGGAGAUAGAAAUGUGCCAAAGGCGAAGGUGAACGACUUUUUUCGAAGAAGCUCAUAUUUAUUGGGGAGUUAUGUAGCUGGAUGCCUGCUUGGAUACACAUUUGGAUAA